Molecule: messenger RNA, 3936 nt
Organism: Lytechinus pictus (painted urchin)
Lineage: Eukaryota; Metazoa; Echinodermata; Echinoidea; Temnopleuroida; Toxopneustidae
Product: sodium/glucose cotransporter 4-like
Exons: 10
Coding region: 238-1338 (366 amino acids)
Biological process (GO): transmembrane transport
Cellular component (GO): plasma membrane
Molecular function (GO): D-glucose:sodium symporter activity
Source: RefSeq, a predicted model, not a curated record
GCAUCGUUAACCGAGCAUUGAAUAGGGGAGGGUGGGGAUCUUAUGCUCGGAGUCGAGACAGCUGAUGAGGAAUCGGAAAGCAGUCGCGAGCGAUAGCAGACGAUGCAGCGGGCGGCGAGAGGAGUAGGCACCUACAUGUAUACAACGACAAACUUUCAUGCAAUUGACAAGCGCUAAUAGUAAUAUCUAGCUCCACUCAAUUUAAGUUUACAGGUGUUUUUCUAGUCGAUUAUCAUCAUGGAGGGAGAAGAAAUCGUAACACCGAUGGACGGUCAGCAGGGAUUUGUUGCCGUAGAUAUUGUGGUGUUAGUGGUUUACUUUGUGCUUGUCCUCGCUGUUGGUUUGGGAUCAAUGUGUCGAUCCAACCGGGGGAGCACCGAGGGAUAUUUCUUAGCUGGAGGAGCAAUGCUAUGGUUUCCUGUGGGGGCUUCUUUGUUCGCUAGUAACAUUGGUAGUGAGCACUUCAUAGGCCUAGCAGGAUCAGGGGCAUCAUCAGGCAUUGGUGUCGGUGCCUUUGAACUCAAUGCCAUUAUCUUGCUUCAAGUGAUGGGAUGGGUGUUCCUCCCUGUGUACCUUGCUGCCGGUAUCUACACCAUGCCUGAGUAUCUGCAGAAGAGAUUUGGAGGAAGGAGGAUCAGAAUGUACAUCGCUGUUGUCUCGCUCAUCUUAUACAUCUUCACCAAGAUAUCAGUUGAUCUGUACUCUGGAGCUUUGUUCAUCCAGCAAGCACUUGGUUGGAAUCUGUAUGUAUCCAUCUUCUCCCUACUGGCUAUCACAGCAUUGUACACGGUGACAGGUGGACUGGCUGCCGUCAUCUUUACAGACACCUUACAGGCCAUGAUCAUGUUGAUAGGAGCACUCUGGCUCUGCAUUGAAAGUUUCAAAGCCAUCGGUGGUUAUCAAAAUUUGGAGCCCUUGUAUGCCCAAGCCAUCGCCAACGAGACGUACUACUCCAACAGCUCCUGUGGUCUCCCCAGGGAUGAUUACUUUAAUCUCUUCCGUCAUCCUGUGAACUCUGACCUCCCGUGGCCUGGGUUCAUCUUUGGGCAGACUGCUGCAUCCCUCUGGUACUGGGCAACAGAUCAGGUAAUUGUUCAGAGAGCUCUGUCAGCUAAGAACCUGUCUCAUGGACAAGGGGGAACGCUCUUUGCUGGGCUCUGUAAAAUCACACCUCUCUUCUUUAUUGUUAUGCCUGGCAUGAUUGCACGCAUACUAUUCCCAGAUAUUGUGGCCUGCACCGAUAAUUGUGAGGAGAUCUGUGGCUCUAAAGACGGCUGUUCCAACCUCGCCUACCCUCUUCUUGUCAUGAAUGUACUCCCUAAAGGACAGAGAUGUUGAAGCAAGCUGGUCGCAAGGAAAUUACAUAUAUAAAAUAUAUAUCAUGGGCCAUAUGGAGGAGCUUAUCAUCUGUGACAUCACAAAAGCAACACCUUACAAAUUCAGAACUUCAUUUUUCUUUGACUGAUUUUCAUCAACCUUCACCAAUAUUAAUAUUUUUUUAAAUAUAAACACCAACUUGUAAUCAGGGUGAACAUUCACUUUAUAUAGAUACCUUGCAGGAUGCAGAGGUCAGCAGUAUUCUGAGGGUUAAGAAUAUAUUGGCAUUGAUUUGGCAGACUCAUAACCAUAUGAUAAGGGCUACAUGUAUGUCUGUUUUGGAGGCUUUGAAUCAGACUAAAAAUCUUGGACUUGUAAUUUUUGUCUUUCCUCAUUUUUUUUUAAAAGAAGAGAACUUUCAAAAAAAUUGUUCAAGGCGAGACUCGAACCUGCGUCAAUGAUCUUGCCUGCAGUGAACUCACUAUAGCGCAUCGAUUUCCCGAUUGCACCACACCGGACGAGCUGAUCAAUGCGUUGGAAAUAAUGGUAUAUUCUGUUCCAUGAAUAUACAUGAGGUGUAGUCUGACGAAAUAGACCCUAUUGGGUACUGAGUCUACCCAAUCGAUGCCAAUACAGUUUUGACCUAUUCUGAGCCAGUAUCCAGUUUUUUAUCAUGGGGGAUUUCAUGAAACAAAUACUUGGUAAUUUUUAAUUGAGAGCUAUAAGAGCUAAUUGAAAUUCUUGUAUCUGACUGGCUUAGAACAAAUUAGUCAGCCAAAAUCAACAUUUGAUUCACAAAAGUAACACUCCCCUGAUCAAUAUCCUGUUUGUUGGCUAUUUGAAUGCCACAAUAGAUCUUCAAUCAAGUUAUUGCAGUUACAGGGAUUCCUUUAAUACCAUUUUCUUAAUAAUUAGUGCACCUUUUGAUUGCGUGAAAUAUUAUUUUUUUAGUUCUGUGACUUACAUUUUAACCAAUCCUUUUGCAAAGUCUAACAUGCAUGUAUUAUAUGUAUUGAUGGAAGAUGUACAUAAGCUUUUGGUUUGGUAGUAAGAACUGUUAAAUUUGAUAUAAAAUUUACUGGGAGUUUUUGUUGUUGUCCUGUCUCUAUCUGAAAUCAAGUUUCACAAAAUAGAUUGAUACUUAUUUAAAGUUCUACUCUAAAUUUAGAAAAUUUGUAUGAUUUUAUUUUUUAAGGGCAUAACAUCUAAUUCAUUGGAGAACAGGCUGUCAAAUUUACUUUGGUUUCUGGGAAGGAUUUUUUCUUCAUUUUAAAUGAAGAUUGAGAAGCACAUUGUUUAUUUUCUGUAUUUAAGGAAAUUCCUAUUCAUCUGUUCUUAUUAUUUACAUCAAUUUGUAAUGCGCUUAUGAAGUUGUACAUGUAGUUCAUUUUGAACUCUGCUUCCUUUUCCUUUUCAACUAACCACUUGAUUUUGUUACAGUUUGUUUAAUGUAGUUGUGAGUUAUUUUACUUUGAGCAUAUAUCCCUUUAUACUUACAUGUUCCUUUCUAAAAUAUAAAUGAAAUUAUAUCUUAUUUUAUCUCAUUUACAUGUUAAUAUAUUUUCUUCAAUAAUUUAGACAAAUUAUUGUUUUUCUUGCCCUAUUACUUUUAAUUCAAUCUUUCUUUAUAUUCUCUUUCAUAUAUAUUUUCUUAAAUUAUCUGAAAUAUCAACUUUAAAAUCUAGAAGUUUAAUGUUAGUGGAUGUACAAUGUUUUGUUACUAAAGAAUGGAAAAUUGAUGAUUUGAUGAUGGAAGAGAAAUUGAUAAAAAUGCAGCAAAUGUGAGAUCAAAUAAUGAUUAUUAGAGCUUUGCAUUAAAAACAUUAAAUGCGUCUUGUGAAUGCAUUCUUUGAAGUUUCUUGUUGGAAUCUGAACUAGGACUUCUCUCUGCAGUGCAAUUUGAGAUAUGAAAGCAUUUGAAACAAAUUUUAUGAUUUUUGUGUAGAAUAGAAUGCAGAGUUUGUUCCCCGUUGCAUGCAUAUUUUUAAAAGAAACACAGUAGAAUUGCCAACCCAUAUCUUGUGGUAAAUUUGCUUUUAAAACCACAAGAGUUUCCUGUCAUUACCAUAUGCUCCUGUGGCAAGUCCCUUCAAUCAAAGAUUGCCAUGAUACUGUGGUUUAACUUCUGGGGCCCGUUUCGUAAAGGACUUGCAACUGUUGUAAGUGCAAUCAAAAUCAAGGUUACCAUGGUAGUUGCCAUAAUGGCAAAGUUUCAACAGUUGAAAGUCCUUUAUGAAACAGGCCCCUUGACCCUGUAACAUAAAGCUUAACGAUUGAUACUCAGGCUGAUUUUUAUGAUUGAUCAUACACAAUAAUCAAUUCAGUCAGUCAUAUCAAUUUUUGAUCAGUUUUUGCCCUUUUUUCUUUUGUAUUGGUGUAUACUUUAUUUAUUUGUAUGUUAUGUUCGGGGGCUAGCCUUGAUAGGCCUUCGGCCUUUGCUGGUCCCCUGCAUCCUGUACAUGUAUGUUGUGCUUUCAUUUGUUGUAAUUGUUAUCUCUAAAAUUGUAUUUUGCUUUUUUAUCCCUUGCCUCUUUAUAAUACUUUUAAAUAUUGUUUUAUCAUGUUAAAUGUAUGAUUUUAUCUUGGAUGCAAAUAAAAGGCCAUAUCAGCCAAUCAAUC